This is a messenger RNA of Dermatophagoides farinae (American house dust mite), 3045 nucleotides long. RefSeq lists its product as uncharacterized. Gene Ontology annotation, molecular function: protein binding. The record is from RefSeq and is a predicted model, not a curated record. NCBI's taxonomy places the organism in Eukaryota, Metazoa, Arthropoda, Arachnida, Sarcoptiformes, Pyroglyphidae. Gene Ontology annotation, cellular component: stereocilia ankle link complex; cilium; stereocilium tip.
AUUGCAUCGAUUGGAAUGAUAGAUGUUUUAUUGGGAAUUCAUUCAUACAACUUUUUUUUUAUAUUGUAUGUACUUUCCAGUGUUUCUGCUCAUUGGUACUGAUGCACAUGAUAAAUAGCAGAAUCAUUACUCUAUAGAACACACGAAUCGAUAAAAAAAAACAAAGAGCAGGCAGCCAUAUUGUGCAUAGGUGUCCAAUUAUAUACUCAAGCUAUGAAUACGAUUGUCAAUUGAACAUCAAUGCAUUCCAAUUUGAUCAUAAUGGUCAGAUUACUUGUUAGUUAAUGAAUGAAUCAAUCCUUUUGUAUCCAAUAAAAUUAAAAAACGUUCAAUUGUAUCAAGCUUGUACAUUGCAUAAUUACAGCCGUACACAUGCAUAUAGUGAUAAUUAAUUUUCGUUUCAAGCUCAAAUGUUUAUUGAUUAUGAUGGACUGAAUGUUGAACAAAUGAUUGUAAAUAAAUACAUCAACAUUGAGAUUAAUUUUAGAUUCGAGUAUGUCGUGUGUAUGUCGAGAAUAGCAUGUCAUGUAUAUCCAUUAUUCUUGUGCCUGUUUUUUUUUUUUUUUUUAUUCAUGAAUAGCGCAAGCGAAACUUUCAUUUUUGCAAGUCUUAUAUAGACAAACUAGCCUGCUAACCACAUUCCUUUCUGUUUGGACCUCUACUAUUAUGAACGAACCUUUCCGAUUCGAUGACAAUGUUCAAACAAAAAAAAAUCGAGGAACUACCAAACAAAUAAUAGUGUAUCUAAACCAGUGACAAUCCAGAAUUCAAGCACAACAGUCAUACACUUAAUCAUAGAAUGAUUAUUGCAUUUUCAAAAUCGAUUGUGAUAGUUUCAUCGUCAUUUUGUGAAUAUCAAAUUCAAACUUAUUUUACUCUAUGAUUCGAACAAUACAAUCAAUCUUAUCUAUGAAUCCAUACAUACAUUCUUCAUUGAUUCCAGAAUCAAAUAUUGGCCAACAUCUUCAAGAUCUUUCCGAUGUAUCAAUUCAAGACAAUGAACAUCGGAUAUUGCCUAUUAGUAAACAGAUUAGAAGGCCAUCAACGUCGUGUCAUCGACAAUUACCAUCAUUACCUCAUCACUAUCAUCAUCAUCAACGAUCAACACCAACUCCGUCGCCACCGACAUUGAUGGUAACCAAUAGUGGAUGUAUGGUCGACAAUCUUUGCGGUGUCACAUCAUCAAUGGCAAUGAUGACUGAGAGGCCUACAAUUGCAGUCGAUUCUCAAGAUAUGGAUCCUUAUUUGAAUGAUAAUGACAACUAUUAUCAAUGUUAUGAACAAAAACUUGGUCUUUCAUAUUUUCGCCAAAGGGCAUCAUUCAAUAGUGAUCAAUGUCUAAUGAUGAUACCUUUCGAUCAACGGAAUGUUUCACCCGAUGGAUCAGAUGAAUUAAUCGUUGUUCCACGACGACAUAGUAGUGCAAUGACAACUGUUUCAACAUCACCGUUUCGUAUAUCUAAUCGUAUACAUUGUACCAGAGAUCUAUCACCACGAUCAAAGACCAAUAAUAAUAAUAAUAAUAAACAUAGUCUUUCUCUGAAUGAUGUUGGUAUCCAUCGUCGACCAAGUAUGCCAUCAACCUUUCAUAUCCUCCCGGUAAAUGAUGGAAGACGACGGCAAUCACAUCAACAUUCGAACAAUUUAAUCACUACGACAACAGGUUGUUCGUCAAUCACAACCACUACGUUAUCCUCGCCAUGUUUAUCACCACCCGUUGGUUCAAGACAGAAAAGUCAUAACCAUAUGCAAUUGUUGAUGUCACAUGAUGCACUGCCACUAUUAUCACCUUCAGAAACUAUGAUAAAUCGGAUAACGAACGAAACCUUUAAUCCGGAAUCAAUAAAAGUAGAACAAGUGAUUAAUGAACAUCAACAACUAGGCGAACAGAAUAAUGAUGAAAUUGAUCUAAAUGAUCCAAAUCUGCCAGCAACGAGUAUUAACAUCGAUCGACAUAAUUUGUUACAGAUACCGAGCAUUGGUCAUGAAUCUGUUGAUCCGAACGAAAGUCCUGAUCAAUUAUCCGAAUACUGGCCUGAUGAAACCUGGCUUUCACAGGGUCAUCAUCAUUUACCUGUUCGUCGACAUAGAUCAUUGCCUGCAACAUCUUUUACAUCCACUCCAUCGUUUGGAAUAUCAGUACGAGCUAAUCAACAGCGGAGUUCUUCUUUUCGUGUUAGGAGUAACAAUCGUCUGAUUCAUCAGGAACCAAACGGCCGUUGGAGAAUCAAAGUGAAAAAGAGCAAACCAUUUCUUGGUAUUGCUAUUGAAGGUGGAUCAAAUGUAUCGGCUCAAUCACAACCAAGGAUUAUCAAUAUUCAGGAAGGUGGUGCAGCAGCGGAAAACCUACAUGUUGGUCAUAUUAUCCUAGAGGUGGAUGGUCAUUCAACUCAAUUGAUGAACCAUGCUCAAGUGGCACAAAUGAUCGCUCAUGCUUAUUAUAAUACACCAGAAAAAGAUUAUGUGGAAUUUCUUGUGCGAGAAAAAUCUAGAAAUGAAUUUGAUCUUCGACGAUCUUCAUUCAUGUUACUCAACAAUAGUUUCGAAUAAUCUACACGACUGCAAAUAUUCGAAUAUGUAAUUGUCGAACAUGGAAUCCAUAAAUUCGAAUUAACUGCAACCAUGGUGAACUUAACUCAAUGGGCUUAUGUUUAAAAAAAAGUAUGGCCCAAUGGAUGAUCGUUUCCAAACAACAGAUUUCCACCAUUUUGCUUUUUAUGUACAAUAUACGAUUCAUUCAAUAAAUGAUUAUUGUAUAGCAUUCAAAAAAAGAACGAUCAAUUUCAUUUGAAAUUGAAAUUUUGGUCCGUUAUACGAUUGAGGAUUGAUUCAAUCUGUCAUUCCGUUUUGGCCGUGACAACAUCCAUUGUUGACAAUUGUCCAUCAUGUUUUUUUUGAUUAUCAUGGAUUUUUUUCGUUCGAAUAAACUAUACAGGAGAACAAAAAAAAAUGAUUGAAAAAACUUUUCAUGUUUUUCAAUUACUUUUACAGUCAUCAUCAUGUCAAUAUAUCAUUGUUACAAAUAUGUUCAUUGAGAAAAAAUAA